UUUAUUUUUUUUUUUUCAUCAUAAAAAUAAUUUAAGGUUUUAUGAGACAAUACAAGAAAUGCCUCAUAAUAUUAACAAUAAAUUAGUAAAAAAUAUUAACAAAAAUAAUAUUUCGAAAAUACAUUUAUCAAUUGUAAUUUAUCAUCACAAAAAUUUCAUCAAAUUGUUGAUUAAUUGCCGGAAUUUUUUCUUUCAAUUUGGUAAUACCACGUCAGUUAAACUUUGUGGUCAAUUGGGUUUGUCGACAGACAGUCACUGUCAACAACUUUAACGUCAGAAUAUUAGUAUUAAAAUAGUGAAUUAUUAUUUUUUUAUAUCUAUCAUAAUUUAAUUAUUAUUUGACACAUUUAUUAGUUAAAUAAUUGGUUAAUUUAUUAAUUAAGCUGUGAAUUUUCGUGUUUAACAUGACGUUUUUUAUAGAAUAGAAUGAAGCUCUGUUGUAUUUAUUGGAUUCUUCUCCUUAUCUCUUUUACAUCAAGCUGUUUAUUAUUUUUAAUUGUUGCAUCUGAAAGCACAAAUGAAAAUUUAGUUAAAAAAAUUGAUGAUAAAUCAGUUACUAGUAAUGUGACAAUAAUUGAAAAAUUAAAUAAUCAUGGAGAAAAUAUUGAGGAUAAUUUUCAAUAUGAAAUUCAACCAGAAAUAUCAGAGAUAACAACAGAAGUACCAAAAAAUUCACAGGAAAAUGGAUAUGGAUGCUCUGAUAAUCCAAAUGAAAAUGAGGAAAAUUUAUCUUCAAAUAUUUUCGAAGAGAGUCUUACGCAACAGCCAAAUUUAUCUCAAGGUAUAUCCGAGACUGGCCAAGCAGUUGUGCUGACUCUUGUUGAUACAGCAUCAGCAGAACUUCAAAAUUUAGCUGAACCACAUUUAUCAUCAUCAGAUGUACAUCUAAAAACAGCUAAAAAUUUAUCAAUUACAUUAUCAAAUUCAAUUGAAACUAAUACAGAUACACUAGUCUCACAAUUACCUCAUACAACAUCAACAAUUUAUUUAUCAAAUGAAAAUACUAAUAAUGAUACAGAUAUUAAAAAUAAUAAUUUAUUAAAUGAAAAUAUCAUUGAUAAAUCUAAAAAUGAUGAUAAAAAUUAUAUUAAUGAUAAUUUAAAUAAUGAAAAAAAUAUAAAAACAACAGAAAAUAUACAAAUACCAUCAUCAAUUGAAUUUGAUGAUACAAAAUUUAUCAAUAAUAAUGAUGACAAUGGUGUUGGUGUUGGUGGUGUUGGUACUGGUGGUAGUGGUAGUGUUAUUAUUGAUGGAAUUGUUAAUAAAGUUGGUACAGAUAAUCAUGAAGAUAUACCAUCAUUUAGUGAAUGGGCACAAAAACGUCUUGAAGAAGCUGAAAAAAAAAAAAAUCAUCAAAAUGCAUCAAUACAAAAUACAAGUAAUAAUUCAAAAAAUAUUGGUAAUUUAAAAGUUAGAUCUAAAAAUUAUGCAUCACCAGAUUGUGGUGCUAAAAUUGUUGCUGUUAAUCCAGAAUCAAGAAGUGCUAGAAGUGUACUUGUAUCAACACGUGAUGAAUAUAUGUUAAAUACAUGUACAACACGUGUAUGGUUUGUUGUUGAAUUAUGUGAAGCAAUACAAGCUAAAAAAAUUGAAAUUGCAAAUUUUGAAUUAUUUAGUUCAUCACCAAAAGAUUUUUCAGUAUUUGUUAGUGAUCGUUUUACAACACGUGAUUGGAGUUUAGUUGGACAAUUUACAGCUCAAGAUGAACGUGAUAUACAAUCAUUUACAUUAAAACCACAUUUAUUUGGUAAAUUUAUUAAAAUUGAAUUACAUUCACAUUAUGGUAGUGAACAUUUUUGUCCAAUAUCAUUAUUUCGUGCUUAUGGUACAUCAGAAUUUGAAGUAUUAGAAACAGAAACUGAAGUACAAGAAAUAAUUGAUAAUGAUAAUAUUAAUAAUAGUAAUAUUGAUAAUGAUGAUGAUGAUGAUGAUGAUGAAGAAAUAUUUGAUAAUAAUGGUAAUGAUUCAUCAAGAAAUUUAUUUGGUAGUGCUAGAGAUGCUGUUAUUAGAAUUGUUAAAAAAGCUGCUGGAGUAUUAGUUAAAAAUGAUAAUGGUGAUAAUAAAACAUUUAAUCAAAUUAAUAAUGAUAAUAUUAAUAAUAAUAGUAGUAAUAUUAAGGUAUUAUUUAACAAUUGUAUAACACCAAAAUAUAAUAUUAUUUGUAAUAAUUGUACAGAUAAUAUAUUUGAUAAAAUUUAUCAAUUAAUAAGUUGUCGUAUUAAUUAUUUAAAUGAAAUUAUUAAUAUACCACUUGUGAAUAAUACACUUUACAAUACUGAUGUAUGUUAUAAUUAUGGUAUUAAUAAUACAUUAUUAAUUAAUAAUUUUGAUAAUACAAAAAAAUUGUUAUUUUUAAAAGCUAUUUAUUCAAAUGAAUAUAUUAUUUCUUUGUGUAAUUUAUUGGCAAUGAAAAACAAUGUAUUGUUAGUAAAUUUAACUAAUGAAAAAAUUAUUGAAAAGCCUAAUGUAACAUUGUCAUUAUCAGCAUCAUCAUCAUCAGCAUCAGCAUCAGCAUCGUUGCCAUCGUUAUCAUUGCCAGCGUUGGUUAAUAAUGUUGAUAGCUCAAAUAAAAUUACAGAAAGUAUAAUAACACAAGCAACAAUUGAUUGUAAUACUGAAAAAGAUUCUUUAAAUUGUCGUCAGUCAACUGUUGCAUCAUUAUCAUCAUCAGCAUCAGCAUCAUCAUCUUCGUCAUCGUCGUCGUCCUUAUCGUCGUCGUCGUCGUCAUCAAAAGAUUCAAAUGUUAUACAAUCAGAUGCAUCAGUAGCUGAUGUUCCUGAUGUAAACACAGGCCUAAUAAAAGAUAGUAAAAAUAUUGAAAAUACAGCAUCAACAAUAAUCAUUGGUACACAAAUAAAACCAUCAAAAACAUUAACUAAAAAUGAUUAUAAACGUGAAUCAUCAAUUCCAAAUUUAGAACCAAGUAAAGAUAUAGUUGAUGAAAUUUUACAAGAUAAUGUAUUAACAACAACACCAUCACCAUUUCCAUCAAAUUCAGCAACAGUAAAUCAAAAAAUAAUUGAAGAGUCAACAAUAUAUGGUACACAAACAGAUACAAUAACACAAUCAACAUCACAAAUAUCAUCACAAAAUGUUAUUGAUACCAAUAAUUAUGAUAAUACAAUUAUUGAUUUAAAUAUUAAAUCAGAUGAUAGUAAUCAACAAGUUAAACAAGAUGAUAAAAAAGAAAAAUUAAAAGAUACCGAUGAUAGUAAUAUUAAUUCACAUGAAAAUUUAAAUGAUGAUACAUUAUUAUCUGAUUUACGUGAAUUUGAAAAUAGUGAUACAUUAAUUAAUAAUCCAUCAAUAAUAACACAACAACAACAACAACAACAACAACAACAACAACAACCAACAGCAAGUACACCACAACAAAAAGAAUCAGUUUUUUUAAGAUUAUCAAAUAGAAUAAAAGCACUUGAAAGAAAUAUGUCAUUAAGUGGACAAUAUUUAGAAGAAUUAAGUAAACGUUAUAAAAAACAAGUUGAAGAAAUGCAAAAAACAUUUGAAAGAACAACAAUAACAAUGAAUGAAGAAUUUAAAAAAAAUGAAGAAAGAGAUAAUAAAAAAAUUGAUGAAAUAAUUAUAUUAAAAAAACAAUUAUCAUUAUUAAGUGAUACAAUUGAAUUAAUUAUAAAUGAACAUAAUAGUUGGAGUAAUAAAUUAUCAACAUUUGGACAACAUAUUGUAUUUAUAUUUAUUGAAAUAAUAAUACUUGUAUUAAUAAUAACAUAUUGUCGUAAAACAAAUAAUAAUUUUGAUGAUAUUAAAACAAAAAAAAUAAUUAAAAAUACUACAAUAAACAGUAAUAAUUGUCAUUUAAAUAGCAAAGAUAAAACAAGAAGAAAAAGUACUGAAUCAUCAAUAUGUAGUAAUAAUAAUAAAGAAAUAAAAAAACGUCGACCAUCAGAAAUUGCAUCACGUAUUAGUGGUAAUUAUCGUGAUUUAAUGAUUGAUACAAAUACUGAAAUGAAAAAUGAUAAAAAAAGAAAAAAAAAAAGAGAAUCAUUAAUGAGGCUAGGCUCAAAUAUUGAAACAAAAAGAGAUAAUAUUGAUAUUUAUUUACCAUCAAGAAGAUCAUUGUCUGUUGAUACACAUAAUUAUCGUGAUAAAAUUGAUGAACAAUUAUUUGAAAAAUCAGAUUCAGCACCAGAUUGUCAACACAAUAUUAAUGAUAAUUAUAAAAUUAAUGAUAAUGUUAAUAAAAAUUUUAUAUUAAUUGAUGAAAUUGAUCAUUCAAAUAAUUUGAUAAUUGAUAAUUUGAUUGAUCAAUUUUAUGACGAUUCAAAAGAUACUAUUGAUGAUAAUGAUGGGAUUAAAAAUACACAACGUGGUUUAAGUAUAUUAAAAAAUACAAAAUUACGUUCGUCAUUUAUGAAAACAGCAUUGAGAUCAAGAAGUAAACGAAAUGAUAAAUCAAGUGAUAAUUCAAAUUUACCAUCGUCAAAAAAUAAAUUAGAUAAAUGGGAAAGUCAUUCGAAAAGUUCAAUUGGUUCAAGAUCUGAUCAUGAUAGUAGUUCAUUUAAUUUAAAUAAUUCAAUUGAUUUAUCAUUAAUAAAUAACAGUCAAAAUGGUAAUUAUAAUAAUGGUGUUUCUGAAGACUCUGAGUGUUCAAGUACAACACCAAUUAAUGGAAAAAAAAUUAAAAAAGAAAGUGGACUCAGAAAAAUGGUUAGAAAAUUUUUUUGAUUAUCAAAUUUAAUAAUAUUGUUGAAAUUACAUUAAUAAAAUGACUGGAAUGAAUUGAAAUUAUUGUAAAUUUUUACUUUUGCAAUUGUAAAAAUAGAAAAAAACAUUUAAUAGAAUUUUUUUUUUUUUCGAAAUAUCACAAUGAGAUGAAAAAUGAAAAAAAAAUUAUAAUAAAAAAUAUUUGUAGUUAUUAAAUUAGAUAGGAAUUAAAUUGUCUUCAUCAGAUAGAAAAAAAAAUAAAAACUGUUUUUAAAUAAUUUAAAAUUAUUUACCAAAGAAAUGCAAAAGUAGAAAAUUAAUUUAUAAAAAUAAACCAUGAUUGAAUUUCUAUGAGUUUAUUUCGAGAGAAAAAAAAAAUUGUCGACAUUGAUGAAAUUUUUGACGAGGUACUUUUAUUUAUUUAUUUUUUUAUUGUCUUCCCCAGCACAAUUGUAUUUUUAUUUUUUACAUAUUUAUUUACGAAAAAAAAAAAAGGCUUUUCUUCUCUUCCUUAGUCUCGAGUGACAAGUGCCUCGUCAAAUAUUAUCUAAAUAAAUGAAAAAUUGUUUUAAAUAAAUAAAAGAGACAAAAUGAAAAAAAUUGUUUUGAAUUUUUUAUUGUUGAUAAUGGUUUU
Aphidius gifuensis is the source of this 5302-nucleotide messenger RNA. RefSeq lists its product as uncharacterized. Gene Ontology annotation, biological process: protein folding in endoplasmic reticulum. Lineage: Eukaryota; Metazoa; Arthropoda; Insecta; Hymenoptera; Braconidae. The transcript has 4 exons. Gene Ontology annotation, cellular component: membrane; cytoplasm. The record is from RefSeq and is a predicted model, not a curated record. Bases 427 to 4689 code for a protein of 1420 amino acids.